UUCACUACAUUGUUUUACUCAUAUUUUUCGCAAGUUUCAAAAGUGCAGAGUACAAGUUAAAUUUUCAAAAUAAUUUUAGAUAUAACUAUUACACUUAUAAUUUUGUGAUUAAAAUGGUUGAAAGAAACGUGUACGUCCCGAGAGUUAAUCAGAUUGAUGCGAUUCAUUUAAAUAAAGAUAUUACACGACUAAUUCGCGAUAAUUUACUAGAAAACUUGCAAGCUAUUUCACCUGCUUUAUUUGCGAAGGUACAACCGGAAUUGGACUUACUUGUUCAGUCAGCAAUUUGGUUCGGCUCGAUUGGUAAACAAGGCUCAACAUUUGGUCAACAAUUGCUUGUUCUUUCCUAUGAUUCAGAACGUCUAACUUUAUCCCGACUAUGUCUACAUUUUGCAUUAACGAUUAUUCCAAGCUAUUUAAGAAAUUUGGACGAACGCCGUUUAACUGUACAUUAUGAAUGGUUACAUAAAGCAAUUGAAUGGGGAGAAAAUACGGCUCUUUUAUGUUCUGUAUUAAAUUUCUUUCGCUUCUUGAAGACAGGUCGCAAGCCGACUAUAGUUGACUUUUUACUUGACUUAGAUUAUAUAAGUUUACGGCAUAAUCAAAGGCGUGACAUAGGCUACAAGUACCUCACACGUGAAUUAUUGUGGGGUGGUUUUAUGGAAAUAUUGGGACUCUUGCUCCCCGUAAUUAACUUUAGAAAAAUUUCAAGAUUUUUAAACAAUACUAUUAAAAGUAUGUAUGUUAAUACAAGAGAGGACAGACGUAUGGCUAACAAUGAGGAAAAAGUUGUGUUGAAUUCGAAUACUAUUUGCAGUUAUUGUGAAGAAAGACCAACGAUACCACAUCACAUGAGUUGCGGUCAUAUCUACUGUUAUUAUUGUUUAGCUGCCAAUAUUUCUACUGAUGCCAGUUUCAGUUGCACGAAAUGUGGCACAAGUUCUACGAAUGAUAUUCAUGUGUUGUAGUCAAAUUUAUUUUUAAUUACUUGAAAUGAAAGACGUUAAUAAGGAAUUAAGUGAACACAUUCCUCAUAGCAGGCAAAACAUGUAUAUACUUAGAUUUUAUAUACGUUUAUGUGUGUAGCUUUGGUAUAAAAUAUCUAUUAAGUUAAACCACUAGGAGCCUGUUUCGGAAUUUUUGAUGUCUUCAAAAAAUAAAAUAAGCUCUUACCUUUGUUUUUGGUUUUUUUUUUUAUAAAUCGGAAUAAAAAAUCUCUGGGGAUGGAAUUUAUUCGUGUUCAAGCACAAAUAAAUAUCAAAUAUUUUUUAAAAGUGAGUUAACUAAGGGUUACUUUCAUAAUUAGUAGAUUAUAUUAACAUAUACGAUUUCUGUUCGCUUGUAUAUGCAAAAUUAACAUAUUUAAAACGAUCAGUGAAUCUUACCACUCGUUUUAAGAUCCUUUUAAGAUGUCAAAUGUAUUGAUUACGGUACAUAUUUUAGAUUCAGAAAAAUACUAAUCAGUUUAUGUUACUAUGUGAAACUAAAUAUAUGUAUGUAUAAUUUACGACUCAACACUUAUAACCAAUUCAAUUCAACACUCAUAAUCAUUUUUUAUUAAUCAUUAAUUAUUUGACAGUUAAAUAUUCAUAAACAUAACAGUUGAGAGCUGUUGCACCUGCAAUAUAUUAAGUAGGGCAUAUAUGUAUAUACAUAUGUAGUUUCUAUUUCUAACUGCACAAAUACUCUAAAUCAUUGGGAUUUUUUAACUACCAAUGUUGACAUAUACAAUUACACUGGAAUAAAGUGAUUAAAAAUUU
Bactrocera oleae (olive fruit fly) is the source of this 1760-nucleotide messenger RNA. RefSeq names its product peroxin 2 (gene Pex2). The record is from RefSeq and is a predicted model, not a curated record. Lineage: Eukaryota; Metazoa; Arthropoda; Insecta; Diptera; Tephritidae. Gene Ontology annotation, cellular component: peroxisomal membrane. Gene Ontology annotation, biological process: protein import into peroxisome matrix. Gene Ontology annotation, molecular function: zinc ion binding.